This is a messenger RNA of Darwinula stevensoni, 1584 nucleotides long. The record is from the annotation of a GenBank genome assembly. Lineage: Eukaryota; Metazoa; Arthropoda; Ostracoda; Podocopida; Darwinulidae.
AUGAUGCCCUUCCCGCUCGACGCGACGGACGACACGCGAACGACGAUUCCGUGGACGGAAAGUCGCGCGAAGAUUCACUUCGCCUCGACGAGGACGACGUUCGUCGUUCGAACCUCGUUUCGUCCUCGACGACGCGAGGAAUUCGACCGGAGAGGGGGCAUCGAGAGUUCGCCUCCGCAUCGCUUCGCGCGGUCGCGCAUCGCACGGAAGGCUCCCGGAUUCGAUCGUCGUCGACGGGUUCUCGCGUCGAGGUUCGGACGAACUCUCCGCGCCUCCUUCGGCGAAAUCGUCUUCGGGAGAACGUUUCGACGAUCGGAAGACGGCAGUCCCGAGGGCGUUUCCGGCCUCUUCCCCCGCCGAGAGUUCUCCGGGGUUUCGGUCGAACGGUCGAAAGUUUGCUCGAAGAAAAGCGAAGAGAACGAAGCGGAAGAAGCAGCGGUUCCGUCCCUCACCGGACGAAAAACUCACGGACGGUCGGCGGCAUCACCCGACGGGGAGGAGCAUCGCCCCGACGGGAGGAGCAUCGACGAGGUGAAACGCGAGAUCGUACUCUCGCGACCCGGAUGCUUCCUCUUGCAGAAAAAAAGAAUUCGGGUCGCGAAAACGCCCGAAGAGGAAGAGGGGGGGGAGGGGUCGAGGAGAAGAUCAGACCUCCUCGUCCUCCUCGAAUUCGACCUCAUCCGCAUCCUCGACGGCCGUCGGGACGAGGACGAUGGUUUCCUUGCGUUCGUUCCGCGGCCGCGCGACGAGAUCGCCGACGGAACUCCUGCAUCUUCCCGAAUUCCUCUCCGUCGGAUCUCGUACGUCCUUUCGGAGAGGAUUCUCGAAAAGCUUCGCAAAGAUCCUGCAUCGGACGAGGUUUCUCGCGGACGACGAGAAAGCGUCGGAGAUAGCGCGGUGCGAAUCGAUCGUUCCGUCUCUAGGGAGCACGGAUUCGACGGCCUCGACGUGGAUUGGGAAUAUCCGGCGAGACGAGGCGGAAAACCCGAAGAUAAGGACAAUUUCACCCAACUCCUUCGAGACCUGCGCGCGGCGUUCGACGCGAACGGACGGCUCCUGCUGACGGCCGCCGUGGGGGCCGGCGUGAAUCACAUCGAUACCUCGUAUCGAGUGGAUCUCAUCGCGGACGUCUUGGAUUACCUGAACGUGAUGGCUUACGAUUACCACGGGGCGUGGGACGGCGCGACGGGGCCGAACGCUCCCCUCUUCCCCGGCCGAGACUCCAACUCCGUCUCGCCGCCCGAAUCCGUCGCGGGGACGGUGGAGGCCUACCUGGCCCGGGGUGCCAUCCCGAAGAAGACCGUCUUGGGUCUCCCGUUCUACGGUCGGACCUUCCUCUUCCAGAAGCCUCCCUCCGAUCUUCUCCUCGGGGUCCCCACCCUCUCCGAAGGAUUCCCGGGUCCCUUCACCAACGAGAGCGGCUUCCUCAACUACCUCGAGAUCUGUCGCCUGACGAAGGAGAGCCGGAUGAAACGCGGAUGGGAAGAGGACCGCGCGGUCCCCCAUCUCUGGAACGAGACUCAUUUCGUCUCGUACGACGACGAGGAGAGCCUGGAGAAGAAAGUGGCGUACGGGACGAAGAAA